GUUCCACGACGUAUUAUUGAAUAUCAACUCCACUUUGAAAAACACAGUUCUCUAACCGACGCAGAAUUGGAUGAUGUUAUGUAAGUGUGAAUUCGUCCAUCGUCACAUCUGGGAUUCCUAUGCUUGCAUUAUCUUCAUAUGCAUGCCGGUGAAUUUAUGUUGGUUUAGCAAAAUUUACGGCUGAAUGCUAUUUCCAAGAGCUUAGCAAAGUGGUAUGAUUUUAAUAAGGGAAACAACUUAACCAAUGCCAGAUGUAAGAAAACUCGUAGAUUUACAAAUUAGCAAUAAUGACAUCUUGACCAGGUGUUACUUGUUAUCCAAGGUUUUAUUUUGGAUGUUUUAGUAUAAACAUUUACAGACUAAUGUUUCUGUAAUUACAUGUAUUAACAAUGUAUUUUUAGAUGAUGUCACAAGCAUAGAACUUAAGUAAAUGAAGUAUUGGUGAACCAAUACUCAAAACAAAAUCUUAGUUUUUUGAUUUUGUAAAAGGGGAAGGGAUGAGGCUGUAAGUUGAUCUCAGCUCCUAUAGUAGUAAGGAGACUAUGAAGAAAUCCUAGAGUGAUUACACAACAAGACAGUUCCUGUAUUUUCAUUUUCUCAUGGGAGAAGGGAGCAGUGCAGUCCCCAAAACCCCAUCCCCGAAGCCACCACUGAAGCCACCACUGAAAUAUCUUUUUCAUGCUUCACUUAUCUAUUUGUUCAAAAGCUCAGAUGGUCUGAAGACCAUUCACAGAUGUGGGUAUUGGAACAUGUGUGGGCACCUUCAUCCAAGAGGUCAUAAAGUGCAAUGGGAUCCUAUUCAGGACAGCAUGAGAAGGUUGUGUCUUGAAGAAAUUUUAAUGUGGGCGUUACAGCUUAUGGCAGUCAGAUGCAGAACUUACUUUGUCCAGGCCCCGCUUUCACUGUGGCAUAUCAAUGGAAACCACAAAUUAAUGAGGUAG
Pocillopora meandrina is the source of this 941-nucleotide messenger RNA. Lineage: Eukaryota; Metazoa; Cnidaria; Anthozoa; Scleractinia; Pocilloporidae. The record is from the annotation of a GenBank genome assembly.